ACGGAUCGCCAUGUUCUCGUACUGAAACAUUAGCAAUGUUAUCAUUACAAAUCAAAGAGCGAGCUGAAACCAUCUAAAUGUGCACCCGCACAUGAAACCCAGUGGACAGUUUCAUUUAUUCAUUUAAAUAUCGACUUUUGUCCUGUAUCUGUGGAUUUGUGUUAAAUGUUAGCAACCGUUCGUUAUCAUUUGUUGUGGACCCGAGUCAAACGUUAGCCUACGGUAAAAAAAAAAAAAAAAAGGCGUCAUGCUAACAUAUUUUUAAUUAAUGUUUCUGCACCUGCUGUCGAUGCAUUCUGCUGUUUUUCAAAGUUUGCAUAAAAUACAAUCACUGAAAACAAUCAAACUAUCUCUGGCCCCAUCACCCGGAUCACCGUAGGCCUCUGAGAUGGCUGCUGCAGGAGCUGCAGCAGGACCAAGCACCUCCGAUAAUAUAGAUUUAUACGGCGAUCUUCAUCAAGACGACGAGACAUGACUUAGAUGCUACAGGAUUUAGACAGAAUUGCCGAAGCAAAUGAACUUUUUGAUGCUGUACUCACCGGCUCAGUCAACCAGGACAAGAAAGCAACUAAAAAAGUGCUGCCUCCAAAAGAGGAGCCUGCUGGAAAGGAGGAUGCAUCAACAACAAUAGUUAAAAGCCAGAAAGAAGGAGCCACGCAAAGGAGGCUGGCUUUAUAUAUAGGCAAUUUCCCCUGGUGGACAUCAGAUAAGGAUCUCAUAAAUAUGGCUCAAAGGCUUGGUGUAAGGGACAUCACAGAGAUCAAAUUUGCAGAGAACAGGGUAAAUGGCCAGUCAAGAGGCUAUGCAGAAGUGGUUGUAACCUCACAGGAUUCAUUCAAAACAUUGUUGGAAAAAAUACCUCAGUGUGAACUCUACGGGACUCGGAUAGACUGUCGCUUUGCCACUCACCAGAAUCUCAGCAUUUUCGAGGACACUGCAAAUAAACGUAUACCCCUGCGUGCUCACGUCAAAGAUUCUAAAGACUCUGAUUCUCCAGAUAAGAUUCCAUCAUUGUUAUCACAGGAGUCCAGUCCUCUGCUUUUUCCACCACCAAACUCGUUUCCCCCAUUACCCAGCCCUUUCCAUAAUCAGCCACCUCCUCCUUUUCUACAUAUGCCACCAAACAUCCCUCCACCAUUUCCACUCCCUUUGUUUCCUCCUCCUCCUGUCCAUGCUCCAAGUCAACCGUCUCCUAGUCUUCAUUUAAAUCCAGCUUUUUUUGCACAAGAUGGGCACAGCAGCAAAAGUUACAACCAACAAAAAAACACAUGUCAGAGUACAGAUGCAGAUUUUGAGGAGCUUAUGAACAGAAAUCGAGCUGUCGCCAGCAGUGCCAUCACCAAGGCUGUGUCGGGAGCAACAGCUGGAGACUUGCGAGUGGCCAUGGAGACUCUACUAACUGCCAUUGCCAUCAUAAAGCAGUCCAGAGUGUAUGGAGAUGAGCGCUGCCAAACACUGGUCACCUCACUCAAAGAUUGUCUGGUCUCUAUCCAGGGCAAUUAUGGAUACAGGAGCGGCAGUCGUUCUGGGGAUGAAGACAGAGACCGGGACAGGGGUCGGGACAGAGAACGAGAUCGGGACAGAGAACGAGAUCGGGACAGAGAGCGAGAUCGGGACAGAGAUCGCAAUCGAGAUCGGGACCGAGAUCGUGACAGAGACGAUCCGUCUGGUUGGGACAGUGCAGGAAUGUCUCGAAGACACAGAGAACGUUCCUGGAGUGCAGAGAGGGACAAGGAACGCUCACGGGAACGAGAUCGACACAGAGAUCACAGAGACCGAUAUCGCUGAACUGACUGAUGAAGAAAGUGUGAAACAGAGCAAAAACAGACUCUUAACUACACCAAGCUGUAUAAUAUUAGGAAUAUGAGGUGAGACUGACAUUGUAAUUCCUAAAGUGUUCUUGAUUUGUUUUGCCCCUUAGUUGUCUGUAAAUAUUUUGUCUUUUAUUUGCUCUAAACAUUGUAGAUUUAUUGCUUGGACACUGAAAUCCAAGGCUUGCAUGCACGGGAUGACCUCUUAACAUACAUACUACAGUGCAAUGUUUUCAUCACUUUUUUGUAUAAACUUACAAAGUAAACACAUUCCUGGAAAAUGUGGUUCCACUGUUUCUUUUUUCUAUCAUAAACCAAAUCAACCUACUAAAAAUCAGAAAAAAUGAUCAGUAUUAAACUUAAAUUUGCCAUAACACAUUUAUCAUUAAACUUUUCUUGAGACAGUUCAUUUUAUGUUAUCUGACCUUUUAGAAGAUGUGAUCAGAGUCACUUAAACUUGAUUA
Cheilinus undulatus (humphead wrasse) is the source of this 2275-nucleotide messenger RNA. RefSeq names its product cleavage and polyadenylation specificity factor subunit 7-like. Gene Ontology annotation, biological process: mRNA alternative polyadenylation. The transcript has 10 exons. Lineage: Eukaryota; Metazoa; Chordata; Actinopteri; Labriformes; Labridae. Gene Ontology annotation, cellular component: mRNA cleavage and polyadenylation specificity factor complex. The record is from RefSeq and is a predicted model, not a curated record. Gene Ontology annotation, molecular function: mRNA binding. Bases 481 to 1788 code for a protein of 435 amino acids.